Rhagoletis zephyria (snowberry fruit fly) is the source of this 1874-nucleotide messenger RNA. RefSeq lists its product as uncharacterized. Lineage: Eukaryota; Metazoa; Arthropoda; Insecta; Diptera; Tephritidae. The record is from RefSeq and is a predicted model, not a curated record. Gene Ontology annotation, cellular component: nucleus.
GAAACGAAACGCAAAGCAGGAAGAGAUUAUGCUCUCCUUUAUGCAGCAAAAUGAAGGAAUUGCUAAAGGUUUUUCGAAAGGCGACAGGGUUCAGAUUGAAGCGAAAUGGGCAGAACUAACCAGCUCCCUCAAUGCUGUCGGUCCGCCCUGCAAGGAUUUGGGUGGGUGGAAGAAGUCUUGGGUGGAUUGGAAGGCCACUAUCAAGAAAAAGCUGGCAAGCAACCGCCGAGAAAACAUGGCCACUGGUGGCGGCCCAUAUUCGCAGCAGGUUAUUUCCCCCACUGAAGAAGCAGUUGCGGUGGUUUGCAACCUUUACAGGGCUGUAGAAGGUAUUAGGGGCGCAAAUACUUUUGGCCACGCUUCAGUCCAAAGCGUAGUUGUCGGCGAGGAGGCCACCGACCUUGCUGCUGAAAAUGUUGGCAAUGAAAGCAACACAAGCUUUAUAGAAGUGAUUGACGAUACAAUCGAAGCCACUGGGCCACAAAGCACAUCAAGGCAGCGUCGACAUUCAACUGACGCAUUCGAAGUGGUUUGCAUUGAGCAAAACAGUAUACUAAACCGUAUUGCCAAAGUAUUGGACGAAGUGCUGGUGCAGAAGAAAAACGAGUUCAAAGUAAUGGAGGAAAAAGAACAGGAGAGGAAAAGACACUAUCAAAGAAUGGAAGAAAUAGAGCAGGAGAAAUUGGAAACGCUAAAGAAGUUUCUAUAAUGCAAAGUUAAAGUUGUGAAAAAUAUCAUAUGUUGCUGUGAAUCUGUGUUCAUUAAAUAUAAGUGAUGUGUAUAAACGUGUGUAGAUGUAGCAAAUUUCCCAGCGAAAAUUCAAAAUAAUUCCUAGUGGUAACUAAUUAUUGAAGGAAUUACGAUUACUUUUAACUAUGCAUUUCUGGUAACGCAAAAUGGUAUACAAGGCAUUACCACCUAUAAUAAGAUAAUAUUGAAGUAAUAUAUUUCUGAAACUAAAGUUAUUGCCGAAUAUUGCUGAUGAGCUUAUCAUAUGUAGGUGUUAAUGCCGUGCAUACCAUUUUGCAUUGCCAGAAAUGCAUAGUUAAAAGUAAUCGUAAUUCCUUCAAUAAUUAGUUACCACUAGGAAUUAUUUUGAAUUUUCGCUGAGAAGUUUUGCUACAUGUAGGUUUUCAUAUACAUAUAUACAGUUGCGCUCACGUAAAUAGCACACCUGUAUUCACAAUGUUUUGCGUAAUAAAUUUUGUUCGUUAUUUAUUUAUAAAAAUAUAGAAGAUUCUAAGUAUAAAACUCUGUGCACAAUUCAGGAAAAUGAAACAAAUCUCAAAGUUUUUCUACUUUAGAAACUUAUUGGGUAUGCAGUUUUGUAGCCCAUUCAAUUUUAGAAUACUAAUGUACAGGUUUGAAAAUUCUGAAAAAUAAAUAAUAAAUAAAUAACGAACAAAAUUUAUAACGCAAAACAUUGUCAAUAUUGUAAGAAAUAAAAGUGUGCUUUUUACGUGAGCGCCUAUGUACAUAUACACACAUAUACAGUUACUCAAAAAUUUUUUAUUUGAUUUUUACACGACAUUGAAAAUGUUUUUCAUGGUAAAUUUUUGUUUUUAAACAUCUUAUAAAAAAUAGUUAAUUUGAUAACAAAACUAUGAACUAAAAUUAAACUUUUUGAAAAAAGAAUUAACAAAACAAUUUUCCAAGGAAAACAUUUUCAAUGUGGUAAAAAAAAUUUAUCAAAAUACUUUCUUUACUACCUACCUGUAUGUAUUUCUAGAAAUUUCUAUCAAAAACGUCCAAAUUUGUGUGUAUUUUAUUUUUUUAUUUUUUUACUCUGUCCAAAGACUGAAACUUGAAUUAAUCUGAUUUUUGUUAGAGACCUAACAAUGUUUUAAAUAAAAUAUCAAAACUUGUCAAUACGA